Molecule: messenger RNA, 908 nt
Organism: Tachysurus fulvidraco (yellow catfish)
Lineage: Eukaryota; Metazoa; Chordata; Actinopteri; Siluriformes; Bagridae
Gene: nkx3-1
Product: NK3 homeobox 1
Exons: 2
Coding region: 169-804 (211 amino acids)
Biological process (GO): regulation of transcription by RNA polymerase II; cell differentiation
Cellular component (GO): nucleus
Molecular function (GO): DNA-binding transcription factor activity, RNA polymerase II-specific; RNA polymerase II cis-regulatory region sequence-specific DNA binding
Source: RefSeq, a predicted model, not a curated record
AAGAAACUGUCACAGCUUGGCUCACUUCACACACACACACACACACACACACACACACACACACACAUACACGCACAUACACACACACACACGCACUGCUCAGGAUUAAAGGUUUCCCUGCACAAAGCAACUCACCGAGCGGCUGCGUGGUUCCUGCCAGUCGACACCAUGGCGUCCUCAAACAGACAGCCGACAUCCUUCUUCAUUGAAGACAUUCUGUGUUUGAGACAAGAGAAGGCUGAUGAGACGAGGGGAAGUUCAGCUGAUAGCCAAAGAGCCGCACGGUGUCGUGGAGACGAAGCAGAAAAGAGCGACGCGCUCCUCAUACACGCUUUAACCAGCAGACCUGCGUCACCCGACGAGUCGUGUAUGGCGGAAAGAACAGACUCACCGACAGAAGCGACGACCGACGGCGACGAGCCGAACCACACGCAGCACCUGGCCCAGAAACAGAAGCGCUCGCGCGCCGCCUUUACGCACCUGCAGGUCCUCGAGCUGGAAAAGAAGUUCAGCCGUCAGCGCUACCUCUCUGCACCUGAGCGCGCGCAGCUGGCCGCCGCGCUGCGCCUCACCGAGACUCAGGUGAAAAUCUGGUUCCAAAACCGGCGCUACAAAACCAAACGGAGGCAGCAGCUGGAUUGUUACCGGAAGUCUGAGGGAAGCUUUGUCGUCGCAGCCGCUUCCACGGUGGAAGAGAACUUGCUCAGAGCCUCAGUGCUCUCCACAGUAUACACAUGUUACCCGUACCGGCCGUGCGUGUACGAUCCACACCGACUGGGCACGUGGAGGCCGACGGUGUGGUAACAUGGACACGAUCGAGACUUUAAAUUAAACCAAUUCCUGUAGCUAAUGUGAUUUUAUUCCAUCUUGUACAGCUUUUUAUCCAUAAAUAAACUUGUUUUUUUUUU